Messenger RNA from Entelurus aequoreus (snake pipefish), 1413 nucleotides. Its product is annotated as RCC1 and BTB domain-containing protein 2-like. The transcript is spliced from 6 exons. NCBI's taxonomy places the organism in Eukaryota, Metazoa, Chordata, Actinopteri, Syngnathiformes, Syngnathidae. Bases 139 to 807 code for a protein of 222 amino acids. The record is from RefSeq and is a predicted model, not a curated record.
GAGGGCAGUAAUGGUCAUGGAACAUCGUUGCCAGACGUCAAUCAAACCAAAAGAGGACGUUCAAGACGCCAUCACGCUGCAUAAUUCCAGUCUUUACUCCACAAAAAGUGUCAACUAAAGCGUUAGGUUUAACUGACGAUGGAUCUGCUGUGCUGGGGCAAUGGAGGGCUGGGCCAGAGCGGGCAUGGCAGACCAGGUGACAUCACCCCUGAGGACUCCCACCUCGCAGAGUUCACAGAAGGAGGGCUGGGCAGGGUGAAGAUGAUGGCAUGUGGGUCUACCCACUCCGUGGUGGUCACAGUGGCUAACAAGAUCUUUGCGUGGGGAAAUGGCACCAGCGGACAGUUGGGUGAUGGAGAAAGGGCAGUAAAGAACCAGCCAGUGGAAAUCACAUUACCACUGGAAGAGAAUCGUAAAGGAUGGGACGACAAUGUUCAGCAGAUGAAAAUAGCUGGUGUUGCCUGUGGAAGCAGACACUCCUUCGUAUGGACUAAAACUGGGCUGGCCUAUGGUUUUGGAAACAAUUAUUACGCUCAGCUGGACUAUGAUUUCCAGAGGGCUGAUUUCAAGGAACACCAGCUGACACCACGUUUGUUCCGGAGUCUACCAUCAUCUUUGAAGAUCUCUCAAGUGGCCUGUGGAGAGCGACACACACUGUUUGCACUGCAGGACGGAAGAGUCGCGGCAUGUGGGCCAUGGCCAUGUUUGCACCCGAGACCAGUUGCUGGCUCUCUGCCACACCGGAGUCUGUCUGGAGAGACCGGAAUAGAUACGGAGGAAGAGACGAGGCUGCGGAGCUCGCAUUGAGCGUUGAGAUGGACGAGCUCCACUGAGGCCUGGCUGAAUGAGCAUAUAUCGGACACUUCGACCUCCCUGGACAUUGGCCAAGAGCUAGUGGGCAGCCUAGGACGAAGUCGACACUCUUGGUUGCUUUGUUGGGUCUGGUUUGUGUGCAAUAUAUAUUAGUUAUUGCUGAAAUGGCAGUGCUGUGGUUUUUAAUGUAUUGUAUGUACUUCAAGUUCUUUAAUGUUUAUUUCUUGUUUUCAUGUGUUUUUACCUUAUUUUUUUGUGGACUUUUUGUAUCUGUACCUCAACCACAUACUUCCCACAUGAUGAAUUAAGUGUAUCCUAGUGUAUCAUAUUCUAUGUAACGUCUUGGAAUUGCAACUGCAUGCACAGUUGAUUAUAUAAUACGUGCAAAUGAGACACAGACGUAUAAGCAAACAACUGAAUAGCAGAGCUCAGUGUUAAAUUAUUAUUAUUAUUAUUAUUUUACACUCAUAAAAGCAUCAACAAUGGGUACGGUAGAGUACCAGUAUAAGUCCCCAGGUACUAAAUAUUGGUAUCGUAUUAGUUAAAAUGUGAAAGUACCUAUCCCUAUCUCUGAGAUGUUUAUAUAAUUCGGAUUAGCUU